Striga asiatica is the source of this 1747-nucleotide messenger RNA. The record is from the annotation of a GenBank genome assembly. Lineage: Eukaryota; Viridiplantae; Streptophyta; Magnoliopsida; Lamiales; Orobanchaceae.
AUGGGAGAACGGAAGGUUUUGAACAAAUACUACCCGCCGGACUUCGAUCCGGCAAAGAUUCCUCGCCGGAAGCAACCCAAGAACCAGCAGAUGAAAGUGCGGAUGAUGCUUCCUAUGAGUAUUCGGUGUGGGACAUGCGGCAAUUACAUCUACAAGGGAACUAAAUUCAAUUCCCUUUCUGAUUCCGUUGUGAUGUUGAAAUUUGUUCUGCUUGCUUUUGGGUUUAGGGAAAUUUUGAGGGUUAAAGGCUGUACAUUUGGAUGGAGUGAAUUUGUAUGUGCUGUAUGUACCUAUCUGGGCAUUCAGAUUUUCAGGUUUUAUUUCAAGUGCACCAAAUGUUCAGCAGAAAUAACUUUCAAGACGGAUCCCCAAAAUUCAGAUUAUGUUGUUGAGUCUGGUGCCAGUAGGAAUUUCGAGCCUUGGCGUGCAGAGGAUGAGCAAGUGGAGGAAGAAAAGAAGAAAAGGACAGCUGAAGAGAUGGGUGAUGCCAUGAAGUCAUUGGAGAAUAGAACUUUGGAUUCAAAGAGAGAAAUGGAUAUCCUUGCGACUUUGGAUGAAAUGAAAUCUAUGAAGUCAAGACAUGCAACUGUGAGUGUAGAUGCAAUGCUGGAAGCUCUGCAACGCUCGAAUGAGCACAAGAGAAAAGGGGAUUUUAAGUUAUCAAAGUGCGGUAAAAGUUAUGAACUGUUGCUCUGCUUAAUAGAUGAAGCCUUCAAAUGUGAAACAUUACCAGUCUUGUCAUGGAAGUUUUAUUUCUGUUUAAAGUUGGAGUAUAUGAUUCUCCAAAUCAGGUCUCACAGGUACCUGAGGUUAUUGAACAAUAUUAGACAUCACUUUCCACUUGCUGAUUCCGGCCUGGAGAGGAAGUUAGAGGAAGAAGAUGAAGCUCUUAUAAAAUCAGUGUUCAAGGGACAACGUGAGCCUGUGGUUUUACGAAGGAUUGAUGAUGAAGAUUUAGAUGAUGAUGCGGAUGAGUAUUUAUUUGCUACUGAAACUGAUGAAAAAUCAACUGGUCCUUCGAAGAGGAUAAAAGUGCAUGAAGAGAAUCAUUCUAACCCAACAGAUAUUUUGACAAAAGUCAACGUUGGCAGCUCCAGCAGUCAAGAUAAUGUCGGUGCUCGUGGGGCUUCCGAUAAGGGAAAAUUUCUUUUCAAGUCCUCUUCUGUUCGGGUUUCAAUUGUAAAGAAACCAACUGCAGAGUCGAAUGGGAACAAGCUCAAGGAGGAGUCUGUGAAGGGCGAUGCAGAAUGUCCAGCGGCUAACAAAUAUGAAGAAAAGCAAGAUGCUGAACCCACAUCUGUUACGAGCAGUGGAUUACAAUCCCUAUGCCAGCUGUAUGGAAGUGAUGAAGAUGACGAGUAACAAUUGAUAUCACGUUGUCACCUUGUCGAAAAGAACAGAAAAAGAACAGUCACCUUUUCAAAAAGGAAAAAAAAUGUCAUAGGGAUUAUAAUAAUUUGUGGGGAUUUUUCAUGUUGAAAGCAGGUUAUGCCUAUAGUUGCUGGCAAGAUUGUGAUUUGUGGGUAUAAAGUAACAUUUUGUCUUUAUAGGAGAUUCAUUUUGUGGACUGGCAUGUUAUGAAAGUUGUGUGAAAAAGUUGCUGUGAAAUCAAUGGAUACUUGUGAAUCCCUGAAACUCCUUUGAGCUUUUUCCUGAAAGUUGACAUCAGAUAGAAUUUGGAAAAACACUUGCUAAUGAUGUUUGAGCAACUUUUAUAUUCUAUGCCACCCUAUACUGAAAAGUAGCA